AUGGCGUUGCUUAUUGCGGCGGGAAUCGGGGGAUGUCCAGCCGCUCUGCUCCGUCUUCGAUCCCCGUUGAGACCACAAGUCCUACCAACACCGUUUGAGAUCUCCACCUCGUCAACUGGCACGGCCACCAGCACCAGCUACUUCACUCCUAAUAACCCCACGGACAAUUCCAGUCUGUUCAUCAUCAAUAAUCGCACCCUGAAUUACAAAAUCCGCUGCUACCAGAAUAUCUCGGAUAGUAUGUCAUUCAAUAAUCCGCAGAUUAUCAAACUUGGACAGUUUCCGCAGGAGUGCAUCAAAACGUGUGCGGCACUCAACUACGCCAUUGCGGCUGCAUUCGCGGGGGAAGGGAGAGGUACCGUUCAAGGAUCUAUGCAGUGGCUUCGUGUAUUCCUACCAGAGCAGGGAGAGCCUAUAAACUGA
Messenger RNA from Aspergillus tanneri, 423 nucleotides. RefSeq lists its product as uncharacterized. NCBI's taxonomy places the organism in Eukaryota, Fungi, Ascomycota, Eurotiomycetes, Eurotiales, Aspergillaceae. The coding region runs from base 1 to 423 and encodes 140 amino acids. The transcript has 3 exons. The record is from RefSeq and is a predicted model, not a curated record.